This is a messenger RNA of Dovyalis caffra, 1605 nucleotides long. NCBI's taxonomy places the organism in Eukaryota, Viridiplantae, Streptophyta, Magnoliopsida, Malpighiales, Salicaceae. The record is from the annotation of a GenBank genome assembly.
AUGGUUUUAAAUUUCAGUAACGAUCGUGAUCCCGUGGCAAUUGUGGGAGUUAGGCAAAUGGAUGGGCCAUCUCACAGAGGCAGUGGAAGUGUUGACAUGUAUUUACCAAAUUACAAGCUUGGUAAAACCCUUGGAAUUGGUUCUUUUGGCAAGGUGAAAAUAGCAGAGCAUGCAUUGACGGGGCACAAAGUUGCCAUCAAGAUACUUAACCGCCGUAAGAUAAAAAACAUGGAGAUGGAAGAAAAAGUGAGAAGAGAAAUCAAAAUCUUGAGAUUGUUUAUGCAUCCUCACAUCAUACGACUAUAUGAGGUUAUAGAAACACCAACUGACAUAUAUGUUGUCAUGGAGUAUGUGAAGUCUGGGGAGCUCUUUGAUUAUAUUGUGGAGAAGGGUAGAUUGCAGGAAGACGAGGCACGUAAUUUCUUCCAGCAGAUAAUUUCCGGUGUGGAAUAUUGCCACAGGAAUAUGGUUGUCCAUAGAGACCUUAAGCCUGAGAAUCUGUUAUUGGAUUCUAAAUGGAAUGUGAAGAUAGCUGAUUUUGGGUUGAGCAAUAUAAUGCGAGAUGGUCAUUUUCUAAAGACGAGCUGUGGAAGCCCAAACUAUGCUGCCCCAGAGGUGAUUUCUGGGAAAUUGUAUGCUGGACCUGAAGUAGACGUAUGGAGCUGUGGUGUUAUAUUGUAUGCUCUUCUCUGCGGUACACUACCUUUUGAUGAUGAAAACAUUCCCAACCUCUUUAAGAAAAUAAAGGGUGGGAUAUACACUCUUCCCAGCCAUUUAUCACCUGGCGCAAGAGAUCUCAUCCCAAGGAUGCUUGUGGUUGAUCCAAUGAAGCGAAUGACCAUCCCUGAAAUUCGUCAACACGCAUGGUUCCAAGCUCGCCUUCCCCGUUAUUUGGCUGUGCCUCCACCAGAUACAAUGCAACAAGCUAAAAAGAUUGAUGAGGAGAUUCUCCAGGAAGUGGUCAAGAUGGGAUUUGAUAGGAACCAACUAAUUGAAUCUCUUCGCAACAGAAUGCAAAAUGAGGCUACUGUUGCUUACUAUCUAUUAUUGGACAAUCGGUUUCGUGUUGCCAAUGGCUAUCUCGGAGAUGAGUUCCAAGAAACAAUGGAAUGUGCAUUCAAUCGAAUGCAUCCGAAUGAACCUUCUUCUCCAGCUUCGGGGCACCGCCUUCCAGGAUUCAUGGAUUAUCAAGGAAUGGGUUUGAAAUCACAGUUCCCAGUAGAGAGGAAAUGGGCUCUUGGACUUCAGUCUAGAGCACACCCGCGUGAAAUAAUGACAGAAGUUCUCAAAGCGUUGCAAGAACUGAAUGUAUGCUGGAAGAAAAUUGGUCAGUACAAUAUGAAGUGCAGAUGGAUUCCAGGCACUCCUGGUCACCAUGAAGGAAUGGUUAAUGAUCCACUGCAGAACAAUCAUUUCUUUGGGGAUGAACCCACCAUCAUUGAAAAUGAUGGAGUCAUUAACUCACCAAAUGUGGUCAAGUUUGAAGUGCAGCUGUACAAAACUCGUGAUGAGAAGUACCUGCUGGACUUGCAAAGAGUGCAGGGCCCUCAGUUUCUCUUCUUGGAUCUUUGUGCAGCUUUUCUUGCUCAGCUUCGAGUCCUAUAG